ACGCCCCCCUCCCUACUGCUUCGUAAAAAUUUGCAUUCAAAAUUCCAUGUACAGAUCAGCGAAUUAGGUCUAGUGCUAUGGUUCAGGACCGCAAUAGCAAUGUAAAAACUGGACACUCUAAUGGUAUAGUAAUGCCUGGGAAAAUGAAAAACGGAGUUAGCAAAACAUCUACCCGAGCAUUCGAUUCUGUCAGGUCCAACAGUAGUAUGUUAUUCUCGGCAAACUCCUCCGGUGGCGAAGAUACAGAAUUUGAAGUCGACGAUGAAAUGCCAGAUGACAUCGAGAUUGAAGAGAGGUUUUCAAUACUUUUGGAAAAAAUGGCCCUUCCGGCUGAAAGAGCUGCAGAGCUCUCCAAAAGUCCUAAAUCUCACAAAUGGAAGAUGAUYAAAGCGAAGGAAAGCAUGCAGCCAAAGUAUUCAUCCGGGUUCUACAUAGAACAGCUAAGAGGACAUCGCGAAGUUGCAGUCAACAAACACAGCGCCACUUCAAAAAGACUCACCAAAACUCUGGAGCCAGUGGAAAUGGUCCUUAGGUCGUUGGAAGUUGAUCUAAGAACGCAUCCAAAUACCACAUGGCUGAGAGAGUUCAUUGACGAUCCUUACAGAGGACACACAGCUCUCAUUGAAUUUCUUCAGCACCUCCAUGUUAAUCCUCCCCCCAAAGACACACCUAUUCCUCAGGAACUCCAGUCAGAUCUUGAAAGAACUCAAACUCGAUCAUAUGGAAGCACACGAUCAUUAAAACCAGAGGUUUUUGCCAGAAGCUAUAUUGAUGAACAUCUGUGCUUACAAAGUUUGAGGGUCUUGAUGAAAAACAAGUAUGGAUUUCAAUCCGUAAUGAGUGUAAACGAUUCCAUCAUGGCAAUUCUUCACUGUUUGAAAGUUAACAGUCGAAAAACUCAAGCCCUCGUCUUAAGGAUGUUAAUUCAAAUUUGUCACGAAGGAGACUAUUACCAACAAGUUAUCGACGCCAUCAGAUUCUACAUGAAAACAUCAAGAGAAUCCAAGCCUUUUGAAACACUUGUUUCUUUGAUUUACAAAAAACCUAUUUCACCAUCUUUUCAGGCCAUUUGUCUUAACUUCCUCAACACUUUCAUUAACUCUGCUCCAUCGUUCAAUGUCAAAGUUUUCCAUCAACAAGAGAUUGAAAACGCUGGUCUUGAUCCAGACAAGAUUGAACAGACAUUAGAAGGAGUAGAAGCCAAGACAGUUCGUGACGCACUGAAGACAUGGCGUGACGGCUAUAUCAAUGUACAAAGCGUCAUGGAUGAGUUUGUCUCGCUAAGAGAAAGAACUAAGUACUUGCGUGACGAGGUUGACUUGCUUCAGGCAAAGCUUGGGGAAACAGAGAAAUCUAAUGGCGACCUCAAGAAACGCAACGAAGAGUUGGAAGCCAGCUACGAGGAGUACAGACUACGAACCAACGAACUCCAGACAACACUUGAAAACCUUGUGAAACAAGUGAAGAGCGAAGCAGAAGCCAUGGAGGUACCAGAGGACCUCAUUAAUACACUGUCUGAAGCUGCAGCAGCUGCUGCCGUACCCGAAGCACCUGAAGCUCCACCUCCUCCCCCACCCCCUCCUCCACCAACGUCAGGAACCGAACUAGAUUUUUAUCCACCAGAUAUUUGCUCAUCCUUUGAUUGGGAAAUAGAUGGUGUUUCUCCGACUAAUCGAAAACGAUUACGACACAAGAGUAUUCGUCUACCUAUGUUGAACUGGAUGCCAAUCUCCAACGAUUCUAAUGGAUCAAUCUUCAAGGAAGUCAAUGAUGAGGAUAUCAUAUCAGCCAUGGACUUUGAUGAAUUUGACAGAAGGUUCGAGCUUAAAACUAGUGACACUUCAGAAGAGGUUCAGGCCAAACGAGAGAAUGCUGUCAAGAGAGCUGCGGAGCAGAUUACAAUCCUGAAUUCUAAACGCGCAAGGAAUCUUGUGAUCGCACGUCAUCGUAUCAAACACAAGACUGAUGAAAUCAAAGAAUUGAUUGACGCUUGUGACUUGGUUGAACUCACUCCAGAACAUGCUGAGUUACUGCUGAAGUUUGUCCCGACUAAAGAAGAGUUGGCUGGUUUUGCUCGCUACGCAUCAGAGUAUGACAGGAUGUCUGAAGCAGAUCAGUUCAUGUUUAAGAUGGCACAGGUUGAGCGAUACGAAGCUAAGCUUGGAGUCAUGGCUUUCAUUGGGGUGUUUGAAGAACUCAUGAGAACUGUAGUUCCUGAAAUUGACUCAGUGCUUCGAGCAGCAACAUCGAUCAUCAACAGCGUUAAGAUAAAGAAACUGUUCAAGAUUAUUCUCAUCUAUGGGAAUUAUAUGAACAGCAGUCGUAGAGGAAUGGCUCUUGGCUUCAAACUCGAAUCACUUUACAAGAUGGAAGAUACRAGGACAACUGACCGGAAGCAGACGUUCCUUGCAUACCUGGUAGAGACGGUACGCAGAAGCUUCCCUGAUGUGUGUAACUUCUAUGAGGAACUUCACCUCGAGGGCGCCACCCAGGUAUCCAUCCAAACACUUGCUGCUGAUGUGCAAGGACUCAGAAAAGGCCUUGACUUGACAAAGUCAGAGAAGGACAAACAGCCAAACAACUUUGUGAUAUUUAAUUUCUACAACCGCGCGUUCCGUAAAGUACAACGCGUAACCGAGCGGUUCAGGAAGAUGGAAGAGGCGUAUUCCACUGUUUGUGCCAUGUUCUUUGAGGACCCAAAAAUUCGUGAACCUUCUGAGUUCUUCAAGACGUUCGUGGACUUUAUUGCGCUGUACAAGAAAGCCGAGAGGGAACUAGACCAGCUCAAUCGCCAUGGCUACACCGCUGAAGACAAAAUGAAGCGGAUGUUGAGCAGAGAUUAUCAAAGUAUGGCAAGCCAAGCUGCGGACGAAGCAAGAAGAAGAUCACAGUACAACGGCUUUGACGCUACGAUUAUCUCAAUCUAGUCCCAUUCCUUUAAGGAAAAUCACGUGAUCAGCCUCGUAUCCUUAUAAGRAGAGUAGUCAGUAAUUACAGGUAGUAUUUUAGACGUCGUAUAUUUUAUCUGUUUGGUUUAGGUAUGAAAAAAGAUGAAAAAUGUGAAUGAUGAGAAAGAAUGGAAGAACUAGAAGAGAAAACAAUAGUAUGUGUUGUAUACACGUGUAAAUACUUGGCUAACAGAGCUAAGUGGAACGAUUGAACAUGAAUGGGGGGAAAAGGAAUAAACAGAAGGGGAAUGUAGACAAGUAUUGUACGGGUAGAAUUUUUUGAAACACGAGAGUAAAAUAGAGGAAAGAGAGAAUGGAGAAAUGGGAAAAAAGUCGAUAACGUGAGCACAAGAGGACGAGAAGUGGAGAAAAUAUUGGAAUGAAAGUGACAAUAGGAAACAAUUAUGGGAUGGGAAAGAAAGAAAAGUCAAAAAUAGGAAGAACAGUAUUUUAUUUUUUGAGAGUCUUGUUUUUGAACAAUAUGAAUUUCCAAUUAACUUGCAUUCCGUAAAAUAAUGAUUAUGAUGAUUAAGUACUUUGGGACAGGCGCUUUGCUUAUUACUGUCUCAGAGUAACGAAUGGAUUUUCAACACAUCGUUAAUAUCAGAAUUAAUCAUUUUACAUGAGAAUGAAGGGAAAGAGAGAGGAACGGGAUGGAAAUGGGAUGAAAAAAAUUCCUGUUUCCAUUCAAAAUAUUCUCAUUGACAUAAGAUAAAAUUCAAUAAUUUUACAUAAAUUUUCGUAAAGGUAUAAUUUWAGUUAUUUCAUUUUGGUUAAGGCAAAAAAAAUGUACAUAGAGAAAUGAAAAAGCAAGCAAAGGUCAUUGUUCAAGCUUGUUCCUAGAGCCGAUAUAUUUCUUACUGCGCAUGAAAGUUUCGUCGAACAUGCGCAGUACGAAAAAAGGGCUCUGGGAACGAGAAUGGUCAUGCACACUGCACCACCAGUAAAUAUAACUAAGUAUAAAACGGCGAAUAAUCAUUUAAAAAGCUGUAUAUUCGAAUAAGAAAGAUUUUAUUACACACCACUCCUAUGAUAUAUUUCGCGCUUGCUAUUUCGUGACCAUUUCCUUAACUAUGCACUCAUUUGGCAAAAAUAUAUAAAAAGGAAUCAGAAGUAACAAUUAUGUUUAUUAGUAACAUCAAGAGAAAAUGAACUAAGAGAAGGAAUCUAUGGCAUUCAUGCUUGAACCAUCAUAGGCACCAUUUGAUGCUAUUUUUAGAAUCACAUUUGCCAUAGUUUGUUUUUGGGCACGCGUGUUGUUGACUGCGCGUGCUCCACGCUGUUUGCUUACGUUUUUUGAAAAACAAAAGAAAAUGAAGUAAGCUGGGUAGAACGCGCGCAGUGUACGCGUUCAGAAAAAAGACCAAAUGAAUGAUUCUAAAAAUAGUAUCAUAGAUUCUAAAAAUAGCAUAAAAGACUGCACAUAAGUGGGCGCGGGGAUUUCUUCUUUUAGUUCAUAUAUUCUCUCGGUAACUUUUUGUUUCCGGUUCCUUUUUCUCUUUAAUGUAUUGUUAGUUUUGAGCUCUUUGGAGCUGCGAAUGAAUUUAUAAAAUGCCUGUUUUGAAGGCGCUGAAGUAUUGUGUAUUAUUUUCAAUAUUAUCCUAAUUAUUUUGAAAUGUCUUGUUGGGUAAAGUUACAUGUUAUACAUUUCUAGACGUAAUGCAACCAAAAGCAAUUCAAUUAACUUGAGACAUUUUAAGGUUUAAAAUUUUUUAUUAUACAAAAAUAAAAGUGUACACAAAAGUAAA
Messenger RNA from Actinia tenebrosa (Australian red waratah sea anemone), 4696 nucleotides. RefSeq names its product formin-like protein 3. Gene Ontology annotation, biological process: regulation of cell shape; cell migration; cortical actin cytoskeleton organization. The record is from RefSeq and is a predicted model, not a curated record. Gene Ontology annotation, cellular component: cytosol. Lineage: Eukaryota; Metazoa; Cnidaria; Anthozoa; Actiniaria; Actiniidae. Gene Ontology annotation, molecular function: small GTPase binding; actin filament binding.